AAACGUGUUUCACCAGCCGUUGCUGAAGUUGGGAAGGAAAUCGCCGUUGAAGUGGGAAAAGAAGCUCUCAAGGAAUCGUUAAACAUUAUGAAUGAACAAGGAGAGAAAGCGGAGAAGUUUGUCAACAAGAAAGUAAGUUUUUUGUUUGUAAUUCAGUCACAACUUUGGCCCCUGCACUCGGAGCUUAUAUCGACAUGAUUUCAAAGUUGGUUUUUGAUAAUUAAUCAAGAGUCGACAACAUUUAGUAAAAAGUCAGACUGUGUAUUGUUUAGUACUAUCUGUACUAAUUAAAAUUACAGGAGAAGGCGAACUUAAACUUUGAGAUUCUUUAAUAAUCCUUGCUCUUUAGAGAAGCUAUAUAGAAAACUCGAUAUUAACGAAGUGUAUAUUAAGUAGCUGUCUAGCCGUUUGAGCGUCGACGCCUGGUCCGCCGUGAUAUUGGUGUCUCAAAACAAUUAAACAGUGGCCAUGUUGGUGUCACAAACCAAUCCUGUGGGAGUUGAACUCUUCUCUUACACAAGAGACUUUCAGAGCAUCGGUUAGAGCAUCGCACCGGUAUCGCGAGGUCACGGGUUCAGACCUUUUCAGGCUUCUUACGAAAUUGCAUAAAUUGCGUUCAUAACUGCGAGGAUCAUUCUUUAUUUGAAACUUUAUUUAGUUCCAAUUGAUUUACAUGAGCUGCUGAGUGAAAAGGCUCUAUAUUCAAAACCAAAUAGAAUUACAUAAAAUCGUUUUCAAUCUUAUGAUUUCACGGCGGUCAUCAGGCAUAUUCAUGUACGAAAACAAUGAAACGGUGGCCAUAUAUUGGAGUGCCACUGAGAAAUAUCCCUCGGAGAGUGAACUCUUUUCUCAUGUAAACGAAUACUCUUCAGCUCGUUUCACUUUCUCUUUCUGUUGUUUUUAGCUGGAAAUAAACAUCGACCCACAGAAAGGUUGGGAAACAGAAAAUUUGUUUGUUCCUCCUGGUUUCCACAUUGACAGUAAAAUUGAAGGAGAAGGUGAAAAACCAAAAGGAGAGACUGGAGAACAGCCUUUCAUCUAUCCCAUGGGAGUAGGUGGACUAAUAAUGAAUGGAUGUUUCGCCACAAACUAUCAGAAAGGAGAUCCUUGUUAUGAAGCCAAGUGGAAGACCACAAUUUGCCUGGUAAACGAAAUUUUUUAGUAUUUAAUUUAUAGUUUUUGACUUUUACACAACAUCACUUUGGAUAUUCCAAGGCGACCGCGGUGAAAGAAUUUAAAGAACUUAAUCUAUUAUGUCUCUAUUUUUAAAGCUUACAACGAGACUAUUUGACUUUUAAAUUAAGUGCCCAUGCCCUAAAAAGUUUUAUUUCUUUAACUGAAAAUACACUUUGUUACGAGAGGUUCUACAAAAAAUGUUAAAUUUGUACAUAACAUUAUUUUUUUAGAAUGUCCUUUAACUGUUUGAAUUUGCCGGCAUUUUGGCAUAUUUAUAGUCGUCUUAGUCUUUUCGCGGAAAACCCUCAGAAACAAGGGCAGUUGUGACGUAGAUGAAGGAAAUUAUGCCGUAAAUUGAGGAACACCUGACUUUGGUUGCAAGUAAACAGGUGUGGGGUUCUAGAAAUAUUGCUUCUAUUUCACAAAUUUUAACAGCUGUAAAAAGGUACAACAAGCAAGUAAGAUACGCUGCGGUUAGAUUCUGAACAACACUGGCGACUAUAAGAAAGGGACAAGCACGCAUAAAAUCCUGUUCCUUUUAGUUCCUUUAUGUCUCAAGAAUUCCCAUAUAAGACUGUCAAUUUCAUGAUCAGCAUAACGGGUGUGCCAAAGAAAAAUUUCUAAAAAACAUUUCGUUUCGUUCAAGACUCAUAACUUUUUCGAAAAAGUUCUUGUAGUAAUGUGUUCUCUCAGAAUGAAAAUCAGGUCAUACGCAUUAUAAGCAUCACUCAUGCUUAUAAUUUGUUCAGCGGAAGCAAUAACAAAUUACCUAAAACAUCUUUUUUUAAUAUUGAUCCCCUUGAUCGAGAUCGCCUUGUUAAUCGGAUUCCCACUACCGAUCCCUACCACUCGACCGCUGAUAAGAGGACACUGUAAAUCCACGUCAAAAAAUUCUAAGGGAAAACAAUUUCAAAAAUAACGCCAAAAAAAAAAUUAUUCAGUCUGUAAUCACAAUAAGAACGAUUCUCAAUACAAAACUGCCAUAACUAUCAAACGAUUGCUGAGAUUUAAACGUGAAAAAGUUGGGCGUACUUUUGUCAAGUUGUUUUCUACCAGAAGCUCGCGCAUGCGCCUGGGCUGAAAUAGCCCGUUUAAUUAUUUUCUGUUUUGUUAGAAUCAAAUUGAUGGUGCCAAUUUCAUUGGUGUUGGGUUUGAUGCUCGCGGCGACAGCAGUCCAGAGUCAAGAAAAAUGAGCGUUAUACAAAGAGACUGCUCGGGAAGAGCAACGUAAGUUUAAGCUAGUGAUACGUACACGUGUUUUUAACAGAAGCAGAUAGAUUCAUUUUACGGUGACCUUUUGAACAUUUUCGUGUCCGUUGUUUUCGUAAUUCAGUGGAAUUUUAAAAUCAUGAAUUGCGCGCGCAACCUACAGAACAGUCAGUUAUCUGUUAAAAGACACCAAUUGUAACUUAUCCGUGGGCGAUUAGUUCCAAAGGAAAUUUAGGCACAUUUUUAGCCGAGGAUAGGUAGAUCUUGAAUACAAUGUAAAAAUAAUAUAACUAUAAUUAUCUGCUAUUCGAUAUAUGCACUGUUCAGGUACGAUGAUUUUGAUGUCCCUGAUACCAUGAACGUCCACGGAGUAUACGACACAAGCGCCACGAUGCAUACUUUCUACAGCCGUAGUGAAUACCAAUCAUUUGUUCAAGAACAGUCAGGAAUGUCCGGCUCUGCAUUUGGUUUUCGUGCUGGCGUGAAGAAGGCUUGGGGAAGUUCCUCUCUCAAAGGAUCACAACAAUACAUGGCUCUUUUUUCAAUUGACAUCGACAGGUACAGAAGAGUCCCAAAGUCCUUUAGUUUGUUCCUUAACAGGAAAAGCGUAAUAAAUUAGCGCUCAAACUUUCAGAUUUUGAUCUUCGUGUUUCACUCACCCAAAGCCUCUACCGUCUCUUCACGCAAGGUCCCGUUUAUAAGCUCUAACUGCUUAAAACAGGGCUCGCGCAUGCUCUGAUUAUCUCGCCUCGAAUUGACCCGUCUGGGGUAUCCGAAGUGUUUAUAAUCAUAGAGAAAAGUUGACCCAGCUAGGACUUCGGUGACCCUUCCAUCAAGAAUUGGUGACUAGGCUAGGCGGGCCAUCCUUCAUACAGCCGACUUUUUGUUUCUCAAGCAAACGGUUUGCCAAGUUCUUGAGGAAUUGUGGGAAACGUUGCCACACCUAGGGUAUAGCUCGAGAAGGCGAGUGACUCUUCCACCUGGGACAAGUUUUCCCUGUCACUGUCUUUUUUUUUCUUACAUCGUAAGGCCAUAGAUGAUUUGAAAUGCCUAAUAGUAAAGAAAUUCCAGUCAAUUCUUAGCACUCGCGUUCCAUUAAAUAAAUAAGACGUCCAAUACCAAUACACUAAGCGAAAACUUACUUUGUUAAGUGCACCUUUUAACAUCGUUAUAUACGAUCUCAGUGUCCAAACCUAAAUCGAAACUAAAUUUACUGUUGUUUAUUUUAUAGGUAUGAAAUAUUUUUGGAUGUUGUCAAACCAAGUGAUCUCAGUGUAGGUUUCCUUAAAGAGUUUAUGGAUCUUCCAACUUCCUAUCUUGCUCCUGGUGCCGCUAUCAAGUUCCGUAAGUUUUGGCUUUCUCCAAUCUCUAUCUUUAAUCUUUAAUCACAGUUCGUAACCAAACAUAACUGAUACAAAUGAACUAAUACUUACAUAUACAAUCCAACAAAAAUACAAAAAUGGUUAACAGGACGGUAGUAGGGGGAAACCAAAUUCCCAUGCUAAGACAUACCCUCCAAAAAAGAAAGUUCUAUAUUUAACUCUAUAUUUAACUCUGCUUAGACCGACGAAAGUACGCUGGGGUCAAGAAUGUAGGAAAGAAUAGGGAGCGUUUAAUACCGGGGCUGAUUUUGAAGGAUCGUUAAAAACGCCGGACAAAAAAAAUUCCACUUCAUGACCCCAUUUGCAAGGUUAGCUCAAUCUAUCCAACAAAUAACUAACUAAAGACCCUUAGAGUAUUUGCUUGCCGCCACUUUCUGUCCACUCCGUUGAAUUACGCGGAGAAAGCUGUAGAAAAUGAUAACACAUCCUGACUUCGUAAAAGCACGCGGGCUCCGACCCACAGCCAUCAAAUUAAAACCCUUGAAAUAAAACGUUUGUCUUAUUGCAUCUCCAGAGGAUUUCAUCCUAAGAUGGGGAACGCACUACACAAAAUCUGGAAAAUUUGGUGGUAGACUGCAGAUUUUCAAGACAAUGGAAGCAAACCAGGUAUCAAGCAAAGCAGAGUUCAGCCAAGUCAUUGAGAUGUCAUUCAGAUCUCUAUUCUCGAGUUUAAAUUACAAAAAGGAAAAGAAAGGAGGGGAAAGUCUUAAGAAACAAAAUAAAGAGUCGUCCACAUCCGUAAGUGUGGAAGGAGGAGACCAAAAAAUCGCUUCCGUCAUCACUGAUUUCAAUUCACCAACCAUAAAGAAUGACAUCAAUCAAUGGUUGGAAUCAAUCCGCACCUUUCCAAAGCCUUUUGGAUUUAUACUUGCGCCGAUUACUGAACUGCUCAAGUUUAAUCCUUCGUCCUUGUUUACUGACGAAGAAAGAGACUGGGGGUGUGAAUCUCAUGCCCUUGACAUGAAGGAAGAUCCCGAGACAAAAGAGAAGUACUACGAAGCUAAAAUCAACGGAACUGUAACAAAGAAAUUUUGUCCAUAUAAGGACCGUGAUUAUUUGUAUUAUUUGGUGGAGAGAAGGCGGAACAGCCUUGAAAGAGCUAUUGCAGUCUACAUGGAAGAGGUAACCAUCACUGAUUCUUUUAUCUAAAUAUUACAACUUUUAAAAACAUUUCUAGCAUAGAAACUGACAUUAGCUUUAAUAACUCCGGAAUAAAUUACAGAAAAAAAAAGAAAGAAAGAUUUCGCUACGCGUAGCUAAAUCUUUCUUUCUUUCUUUUUUUUUUUUGGCAUUAAAAAUUUAAAAUAAAGGUGCUUUAAUCCUAAAUCUAAAAUCAAGAAUUCACUCUUCUAGUACGUGUUCUAUGUAUGGUCUGGUAUUCUUUUUUAUUCUUUUUUCUAGGGUCCUAUUUCUGCAUCUGAUAUUAAUCUACCCGCAGGACAACCCGGAUGUCAGACUGAAAACUAUCAAUUUCAAGAAAAAAUCGAAAAGCCAACGUUUGAUGCGAUGACUAAGCAACAUGCUCAGUUUUUGGUAGUUUUUAACUUGAAGGAGGAAAUUUACGACAAAAAUGACGAAGAGAUAUCUCACAACAUGGAAAAAUACGUGAGAUUCUAUAGAGGUGAAUGGUUUGUUAGUGAUAGUCGUGACGAAAUUAAGAUGGCUACGGGCUGUAGUCUCGGAGGUGGACAAAACAACAAGAUUUGUAUACUUGGAUUGCUUCUAGAGUAUAACCAACAAACUGGAUUUCUCACGUUAAGUAAACAAGAUUUUGAGGUUUCCAAAAAAUCAUUUCCGACUUUAACAGAAGAUUUGAUUGGCUCCUUGAUGGCCCAUGUGGAAUGGCCUCCUGAACGUAUCUUUCAGAUAAAAAAUGUCAUAGGCUACUUGCCAUGUAAUGUAAAAUGGUCAAACGUCUUUCGCUUUGAUCCAAGCAACAAAGAGGGGAAAUGUCUUCACUUUACAGCUUCGUCGAAAGGAACUGUGUUCAUUAUAUUUGCUGCUGUUCCAAAUAAUAAAGACACAUGGUACUACGUUCAAAUCUCGCCUUAUGGUGUUGGGAUAUUUAAGGUAAGCAGCAUAACUCAAUGCUUUUAUAAUUAUGUUAUUGCGUUCUGUUAACAAAUUGUACCUUAAUCCACAUCAAAUUGUCACCAAAUCGUCCUAAUUUCAUAAAGUACGACAGCUGAAAAGUACCGGCUUUUACACACAACAAAACCUUUAAACGCAAAUUUCUAAGGAUGAACUGAGCAAGUAUGAAAAUUUCCUAAAUCUUAUGGGGAAAUCUAAAAAAAGAAAGAUGAGCAACUCAGUUUUCGAGCAGGGAGGUUUCUGUGCAAAAGUCUUUAAACAGAAGUUAAGGUGAGGCUAGCUUCUUAUGUACGUCAACUCUGGCCUUUUAUUUAAGUUCUUAUGAGGCGAAAUACUUUAUUAAGUUCAAAUUUUCCUCGUUUAAACAGUCCUUUCGCGUCAAAUAUUGUUAACUGCUGGGGAUACCUCAGUCACUUAUAUUGAGAUGGAACUGACUUCGCCUGUAUGGCCACAAACAGUGAGGGCGAAAAUUCUAAAUUUCGUGUCAUUCAUUGGCUUGUUCCGUUAAACUAAAGGCGCACAUGCCAAGUGCUGUGGUUAAAAGGGUCUAAUUUGAACUUUUGCUAAUUUCUUAUAUAUAUUUUUCAGUCACAGAGACUCAUGGUAUCUACCGUUGAAAACAACGCAGUUGGUUUGGGAGCUGAUAUUCUUUAUCAGUCAUAUUUCGUUUGCCUUAAAGAAACUUCCAAAAGCACGGUUAUCGAGUAUGGCAAGAGUCAGGGCACAACGGAGUUCGGUGACGUCUACCUGACAAUGAUAGACACUGACCAUCCAUUGUUUGUGCGUUUCUAUUCAUUUGGCAAUGGAGAAAAGCAAUUGGAGGUGGUUGAUGCACAUAUCAUCUCACGUCACCUGACCAAAGCUAAGUGCAGAGGAGACACUAUGUAUGACAAGGAAACCAACAUGUGUGUGCAGCAUUGCCACGAAUUGUGUGAUCCAACGCAGGGUAAUUAUAAAAAU
Molecule: messenger RNA, 6818 nt
Organism: Porites lobata
Lineage: Eukaryota; Metazoa; Cnidaria; Anthozoa; Scleractinia; Poritidae
Source: the annotation of a GenBank genome assembly